UCCAACAAUCUAUUUAUUCUUCUAGGUGACGGAACGGGAGCUGACGAGCAAACAGCUGUGGCUAUUGCCAGCGUUCAACAGGCCACCGCAUUUGCAGAUCACAACAUCCAAUACCAGUUCCGCACAGAAAACAGUGGCGGGCAGGUAACAUACAGAGUGGUGCAGGUGACAGAUGGACAGCUGGACGGCCAAACAGACACUACUGGAGCAGUCAGCGUUGUUUCCACUGCAGCAUUUACAGGGGGACAGCAGGCCGUUGCGCAGGUGGCAGUGAUCCAGAACCCUUUUAGUAAUGGUGGCAGCCCUGCAACAGACAGUGGAGAGACAAGGUUUGCAUACUUCCCUGCAUCCACAGUUGGUGAUGGCACAGCCACUGCAGUUUCGGUGCAGACUGCAGACCAAACGUUGGCACAGGCUGGAGGGCAAUUCUACGUGAUGAUGACACCGCCAGAUGUUCUACAGUCUGGCACACAGAGAACCAUUGCACCCAGAACGCACCCCUAUUCUCCGAAGAUGGACGGCCCAAGAACACCUAGAGAUGAAAGGAGGAGAGCACAACACAAUGAAGUUGAAAGACGACGGAGAGACAAAAUAAACAAUUGGAUUGUGACCUUGUCUAAGAUCAUUCCAGAAUGCAACACUGACAACAGCAAGACUGGAGCUAGUAAAGGAGGUAUCCUGUCCAAAGCGUGCGACUACAUUAGGGAGCUGAGACAAACCAACCAGAGACUUCAGGAAAGCUUCAAGGAAGUGGAAAGAGUCCAGGUGGACAAUGAGCUCCUCAGGCAGCAGGUAGAAGAAAUGAAAAAUGAAAAUGCACUUCUCCGAGCUCAGCUACAGCAGCAUGGAAUUGAAAUAGUGGGAGAGUCUACUGGACAAUAACUAUCAACAGGUCAAGGAGAAAAUGACUCGCUGAGAUCCGCCCCACUCCCUUUAUGCUGCGUGAAGUCUUGCAACACCACGUAUUUCAAGAGGAGAUAAAAGAGAGGAGAGAGAGAAAUAAAAGGCCCCAAAUUCCAGUGUCAUUAGCCUUUCAUUCAGAAAGUGAUAUCUGAAGCUGACUUUAAAUAUUUGGAUUAUGGGUGGUGCUGUUGGCAAAGAAAUCUGAUUGAUGUGCUUGGUGAGUGUAGGUUGGGGCAAUUUUAUGUCCCAAAUCAGUUAAAUGCUGUUAAGACGGCCCCAUCCUAGUGGUUGGAUGUUUACUAUAAAUUAUAAUAUUUGAAUGUAGGUUGCAGCAUUGUCACUAUACUGCCAAUGAAGGAGCUGUUGUGGUUGAAGAAGUACAAUUGGCUAGUCUUCCUAGUGCAAAUUAUCUGCAACAAGAUAUUGAUGCAGAAGUUAAAGGCUAAAGUUAAAGUAAACCCCCCCCUCCCCAACCGUGGAUUUUUACCACUUUAGUAAAGUGUAACUGGUGCUCUUCGUCAUGAAACCAGAGCAGGAUGGUCUGCAGUGUUAGGUAGAGUUUUUAAUAUCACAUUUAAGAAAUGAAAUGGAAUGGCUGGUGCUUGAUUGGAAUCAAAAGCCAUAAUAGUAAAGAUGAAGUGAAGGUUGAAAAGGAGCAUCGUACGUGCUUUAAAAAAAAGUACAUCAGUUUAGAGCUUUACGUGAAUGACGUUGAAAAUAAAGUAACAAAACGUCAUUUUUGCAAAGAGGAAGUUGCCAGACUGAUAAAGAGAACAAUGUGCCUCACAAGCAGAUCGGUGACCCUUUCUGCCUCUUUUCCUGCUCGCUUUUCUAUGUGUACAGAAUGACUAAUUAUAAGUUUUAUAUUUAUGGUAUUAUGUUGUUGUUGAUAUUUGUGGAUGUAGAAAAGUGCAGAAAUUCAAACCUCGCCGCACCUUCAGCAAAAUUUUCUUUCCCAGACAUUGUAAAUCGCCAGAAAUCAUUUUAGCAGUAAAUAUAAUCAUGUUGAUAUAUAAAAAACGACAAUUUAAAAAAAUAAAGUGUAUUUGCUGCUGCAACAUUUGAUGAUGUAUAGCACACUGCAUGCAGCACGUCUCAUCUCCACCAUUGUAAAUUGAGCCAGUUGUGAGGGAUUUGGAUAAUGUGUAGAAUUAGUCAUGUUUUGAUGUAUAUCUGUGUCUUUCAUUACAUUUUGUACAUAUUUACUAAACAAAAUAACUGAAGUGUGAAUAGUUGAGUCUGAGUGAUCCUAAGAACAUCUUUGUACAGAAUCCCCAAAUAUAAGAUGAACAAUAAACCAGCCAUUCCUUUUGUAGUCAAUGAAAGCCUUAAAGCGGACACAGAGGUGUAUGUCUUAGGGAGGAACAGUUGGUCACAAACACUGCAGACGUCAGUCUUCUAUUUCCCUUUCACUUCAUUUUAUGUUAUAUUAGUUUUCUUGUGCACAAAUAUAGUAAAUAUUUACAAAGAAGAAAUACCUCCCCCCCCCAACCCUGUGGCCCACCUUUCAUCAGCUUCAUCACUAUAACAAAUGUACUGAGUUUUAAUGUGAUCUGUGUUAGUAGUUUAUGUGUAAACAUUACAAAAUCAAGUUAACAUAUAAAGAUUUUAAAGUUUAUGUUUUGAGAGGCUUACCUUUACCUUGGGCAACAUUAAUAACCCGGUUGGCUCUUGGAAACCCAGCUGCUUGCUUGAAUAGAAAACGAACAUUAAAUGAAGACCUUAAGGAUGCGUAGAAAGUAACAAAUCAAUAUUCAAAGGAGUAAACUUUUGACAAAUGUUGUCAGACUGGGAUUUAAUAGGAAAAGUAAAUUGAUGGAGGGAAAGCAUUAUGUUGUAGCUUUCUAAUAAGACGGAGGCAAGACUAACUUAAAAUUAAGUAAGGAAGGGUUUUGGAGCAAAAUGUCGGUCAAAGGCUUCGCUUUAUACAGCAGCUUUAGUGAAAAGUAAGUUUGCUACAUAUUUAAAAGAUUAGUUUUUGUUACUAUGGGUUUAGGUAUGACACUUUUUAGAUUUUUUUUUCAAUUUUCACAUUGUAGUUAAAGGCUUUUAUUUAGUUUAACAAAUAUCGCAAGGUAGGGAGUGGCAUUUGGAAGGUGUUUUGCUAAUAAUUUGGGAUUCUGUUUGAAGUUGCAUUUCAAGAGCACUUUUUCUUUAGUGAGGUGGAGAAAGGAUUGUGUGUAUGUGACGUUUUAUGCUGAUAUUUCAAAUGAUGCCAAACGUGAUAGGACUUUAAAACUAGACACCUUAUAUCAAAUUUAAAGCUUUUUUUGUUAUUCUUAGACUUCAUCAAUAAUGGUACAUUUUUGCAAAUGGUCUGUCAAAUGCGAUCAUCUUAAUUUAUUCCUGUUAACAUGUACCACUGUGAAAGGCUGUACGCCAUUCAGUGAUUUACACCGGGCGUGCAUCCUCCGUUUUCAGCGCUGGUUAUAGCGGACAUUCAUCACAUUCUGCUGUAGUAGAAGCAACGGCGUACAUUCACGUUUGGAAAAUGUUUCGAGAGUUUCGGCUUUGUGAAACGUCCAGACUAACAAGUUUGUGUUUGUCUAUAUUCCGUCUAAAAUCCCCAACUUGUAUGACUAAAGGGAAAUAAAAAUUGAAAAGGUAUUCAGUAGGUUUCUUUUCAUGCUGACCCCUGCAUAAUUAUUUCGAAAUGUUCUGUACAACCUGUGCGCUCACACGUAACCCUAUAAUGAUAAGGUGUAUGAGCCUCUUGUAAUCUGGUAUUUUGAACAUCAGCAGGUGCUUCCAAAAACGUGAAGAAAUUAGCAAGGCACAGAUUAUUUAAUGCACUUCAAGGUACAUCUUUUAUCUAAUAAAUGAACUGUUUAUUUCUUGAAUAUCCUGUGACAGAGGCGGCGGUUCUCUGAAUCAGAGGAAGUCCUUGUGUACAGGCUUGUGAUUAUACUUCACUUGACAUCAUUUGAGUUUAUUCUGAAAUGAUCCUCUUAUUGAGGCCUAGAAAAUGUUCAGCCCUCUAGGAUUUCAAUGGUAACAGCAUCACCCUGUCCUUUAUCUGCCAACUGGAGUUCAUUUUUAUACUUGCAGCUUUUUCACUUGAGUCAAAGGAGGCCAUGUUUUUGUGGCCUGUUGUGUGUGUGUAUAUACAGUACAGUGCAUUCAAACAGGAUCUCGUGAAGGACAGAGAAUGGACAUGCGUCUGCGAAAUGAAAUGGCUGGACUCAUUCAUUUGAGAGGAUGGAUAUUUUCCAAUUUGCCAUCUCCAUUUUUGCUUUCUCAAACUAUUUACCGGACUUCUUACAUUGUAGUAUAGCUGUGAAAGCUGAACAGUGUAUAAAGGAGCUGAAAUAUUUUAGACUUUCUGAGGAAGGUGGGGCCGAGGGAAAGAAUAUAAACACAAAGCAAAAAUUGCAGUUUGAUUUAUUUUUGUUUUUCCUACAUCUUGGAGCCCCUUUUAGUAAUAUUAGCAUGAUAGGACUAACCCACGGCUAAGGACUGUGAUAAAAACAAAACGGCCAAUUGUGAACCAUCCCCAUUUGUCCUAAACAAGUAACAGCAGUAGCAACCAAUGCUGAAGGCAGAAAUAAUGCGGAGACAUUUGGCCCAAACUGUUGGUUGUUUACAGCUAAGAACCAAUCACUUUUUUUUUUUUUUUUUUUUUUUUGUAUCAUUGCGAAAUAAACAAUGGCUAAUUUCUUUGUCUGCUGUCAGUCUGUUACUGAUUACUUGCCAAUGUAUGUUUCCUUAAAGGAAAAAAAUGUAAAAUAUUAAAUUGUGUCUUUGCGUGUAUACAUAUGUACAGUAUAUAUAAUCAGAUCAUUUUUGUAUUAUGAUUUGUGGUCAGUUGCACUGUUUUCCUUUUUUAGAGGUAAAUUCAACCUGUUUUACUGCAUAAAACUAUUAAGAUUUUUCGAGCAGACGAAUGCCGAUGUUUCAAGGUAAGAUAUACGAAUGUAAGGUUAGUCUCACUUUGGUUCAUUCAUUAACUUUUCCUGAUUAACUUCUGCCAAAGCGGGUUUUUAUGAUUGCUGUAUCAUGGAAAUCUGAGCACCUCAAAAAAAAGAAACCCUAGCAUGCAAAUAUUCAUAGGUCCAGGGUUUGAACCAAGGAUUUGUGUGUGUGUGUGUGUGCUAUUUGUUAUUCACUGGGCCAAGUUAAAGUGCAAUGUGUGAUUAUGUUCUGCGUACAGUAUGGAGAGCUCCAUUAAAACUCUUCUUCCCAGUGCCCCAAAGAAGAUCGUUAUGUAAUUACAUACCUGAAACACUGCAAUACCUAUCCUGACCAGAGGGUGGCACUAACAUGCCGGUCUGAAGUUUGCGUUCCACCAUGUUCAAUGUUAAUAUUAGAGUUUGGUAUAAACUGGGGGCUGCAGAGUCCGUCCUAAACAGCCAUAGUAACUGUAGCUUUUCGUGUUUUUUUUUACCUCAAUUGCUUAAUUAGAAACAUGGCUUUUUACGGCUGGUUAGAGUUUUGUUCUGCCCUGUCAGGUCGUUCUUGUAUUGUAGAUAUUCUUCUUCCCAAGGAUAUCAUCUAAAGGAUUUGUAGCCACACAUCCUACUUAUCCAGAGCAGGAUUGGAGGGAUGCUGGAGCCCAUUCUAGCAAGCACUGGGCACAUGGCAGGAAUGGAUGGGACUGCCAGCUCAUCGCAGGGUGAACACACACACACACAGGAUUCAAAAUCUUAAUACAUGUUAUCCUUUGUGCUUAAAUACGAGAGAGAAAAUGUUUUUGUGUUUUUUGGACAAUGAAAAAUUAAUUGCAGGGUCUGUGUGCCUUAGCAUGACCAAUUCACGCUGUAACCCCUACCUUAACACUUACAUAUCAGGGCCGAUUUAGCAUUGUCUGUGCAUCUAACUGGCAUGACUCUGGACUGUGGGAGGAAACGCACAUCAAGAUGUUGAGACCUCGGGACUUGAACUCCAGUCUUCUUGGUGUGAGGCAGCAGUGCUGUCCAUCUACUGAAUUAGACCAUGGAAGUUGAAUAGAUCACUUGUUAUUCAGUGUAUCCUAAUCUGCUUAUCCAGAACAGGGUAGUGGGGCAGCUGAAGCCCCUUUAGGUGAGUUGGUGUGGUUAACUUAGUCCUUUAGGGGUCUGUCUGUGUGUGUGUCUCUGUGUGUGUGUGUGUUUGUUCGCCCUGCAAUGGACAAGCGUCCUGCCUGGAGCUCAUUCCUGCCUUGCACCCAGUGCUUGAUGGGAUAGGCUCCUGCUUGCUCUUGAUCCUGUUUUGGAGAAGUAGGUUUGCAAAAUGGAUUGAUGGAUGGGUGGUCUUUUUUUUUUUUUUUCCUUUCUGUGGUCUUGCUCCCUGAUGCUCUUUCUGUUUCUUUCUAGUAUACCUCCCAUGUAGAUCUCGUUUCUAAUGGCUGACUUGUGCACUUUGACAUCAACGCUGGGUAAGAGUGACCUGGAAGUCCUGUGAUGAAAUCCUGGCUUCUGUUCUCAAGCUGAACUUGCUGGGGUGGCCUGGCCUGGAGAAGUUGCCAGUUGUUUGAAAUCUUCUCUGCUUGUCGAUGACCUUUUGGACGGUGAAAUGGUGGACUUUUUCACGGCCUUCCCAGAUUCCUAG
This is a messenger RNA of Polypterus senegalus (gray bichir), 6429 nucleotides long. Its product is annotated as upstream stimulatory factor 2-like. The transcript is spliced from 8 exons. Gene Ontology annotation, molecular function: DNA-binding transcription factor activity, RNA polymerase II-specific; RNA polymerase II cis-regulatory region sequence-specific DNA binding; protein dimerization activity. Lineage: Eukaryota; Metazoa; Chordata; Cladistia; Polypteriformes; Polypteridae. Gene Ontology annotation, biological process: regulation of transcription by RNA polymerase II. The annotation marks the transcript as partial. The record is from RefSeq and is a predicted model, not a curated record.